CGCUCUGCGCCUGCGCGGACGGCGGCCUAGCGUUCCUCGGAGGCGGCGCCUCCUCCUACCCGUCGCCUGCCUCAAUGGAGGAGCCCCAUCCCGGGGCCCAGAGCCCGGGCAGCGGCAGCAACAGCAGCGGCGCCGAAGGGAGCAGCAGCGGGGAGAGCGGGAGCAGUAGCAGCGGCGGCGAGGCCGAGGCGCCUUCCAGCCCGGGGCCCGGAGAGAGGCAGGCCGCCGACGGCCACGAAGGGAGGCCCAGCAAGGCGGCCAGGAGCGCCGGGGGACUGGCAGCAGCCUACGCGAUGAUGGAAGAUUGUUUAUUGAAGAAAAUAGAAAUCAGUGUUGCAGAAGCCGAGAAACGGACAGGACGGAAUGCCAUGAACAUGCAGGAAACGUACACUGCUUAUUUGGUGGAAACAAGGGCUGUGGAUUCACAGGGUGAAGGACAGUGUUCCCCCCCAGACUCUCUUUGGAGGCGAUAUAGUGAAUUUGAGUUGCUGAGAAAUUUUUUGCUUGUGAACUACCCACAUCUUAUUGUGCCACCUUUGCCAGAAAAAAGGGCAGAAUUUGUUUGGCAUAAGUUAUCAGCUGAUAACAUGGAUCCAGAUUUUGUGGAAAGGAGAAGAAUUGGCUUGGAAAAUUUUCUCCUACGUGUAGCAUCACAUCCUGUUCUUUGCCGGGAGAAGAUUUUUAAUGCAUUUCUAACCCAGGAAGCUGGAUGGAAGGAGAUGGUGAAUGAAACAGGAUUUCAGAUGAAGGCAGAUUCUAGGUUAAAAGCUCUUAAUGCAACCUUCAGAGUAAAAAAUCCAGACAAGAGAUUUACAGAGCUUAAACACUACAGUGAUGAGUUGCAGGCUGUCAUAUCACACCUUCUAAGAGUCAGAGCUAGAGUGGCAGAUCGACUUUAUGGGGUUUACAAAGUCCAUGGGAAUUAUGGGAGAGUUUUCAGUGAAUGGAGUGCAAUAGAGAAGGAAAUGGGGGACGGACUACAGAGUGCUGGUCAUCACAUGGAUGUAUAUGCAGCAUCUAUUGAUGACAUACUAGAAGAGGAAGAGCAUUAUGCAGACCAACUGAAAGAAUAUCUCUUCUAUGCAGAAGCACUUCGGACAGUUUGCAAGAAGCAUGAACUUCUGCAGUAUGAGUUGGAAACAGCUGCUCAAGAUUUGGCAUCGAAGAAACAGCAGUGUGAGGAAUUGGCAACAGGAACUGUGAAAACAUUUUCCUUGAAGGGAAUGACCAGCAAGCUGUUUGGCCAGGAGACUCCUGAACAGAGAGAAGCAAAGAUAAAGGUGCUAGAAGAGCAAAUACAUGAAGGAGAGGAGGAGCGCAAAGCAAAGAACCUGGAGAGCCGAGACUUUAUGAAAAGUGCCUGGGUUGAUAUUGAACGUUUCAAAGAGCAGAAGAACCAUGACUUGAAAGAGGCCCUGAUCAGUUAUGCUGUGAUGCAGAUCAGUAUGUGCAAAAAGGGAAUUCAAGUUUGGACGAAUGCAAAGGAAUGUUUUAGCAAGAUGUGAUACAUGGAACUCCUCGGCCCUUCUUGGCAAAAUGCCGGAGCACAGAAGCACAAAUGCAUGAACGUGGAUUAUGCGAUGUUACAUGACUAAGUCAUGGAAUCAGUGUAGUUGUGAAAGUAGGGCACAAAGAAUUGGUCUCCAUUCUUCAGUGGCCACCUUGUGGCUUGUCUUGCAUGCAGUAGCAAAUUGAACAUUGUAGUUCUCUCUUGGAGGAAGGCUAUAAGGAGGAUCCUAAGUUGGCUUGGACAUACUUUCAAAACUGUUCACUGUACUAAGCUCUCGAACCACCGGUUUUUGCACUAUGGACUCAUUUCCAGGUGCCCCUUCACACAUUGCUCUUUCACAUUUAUAACGUUAUCACAUGGACAAUGGGGGGUUAUUUUAAUUUUUUUAUAUUUUGCCGCAAAAAUUAGGUUUUGCAUUUCAGCCAAAUCCAUAAUCACUUGUAUUGUAUAUCUCUGAGAAAAAGUUGUUUUCCCAUGGAUGACCUUUAUCUUUAUAACACGCAUUCUUGAAUGUUAUGUAAUAUAUAAUAUAAUAAUUAUGUGAUCAGAACUUAAAAACUUAUAAUAGGAAUCGAUUACAAAAAGUUUUUUACUUUUCAGUAGAGGACUGCAUAAUUAGCAAGUAAAUAAAGCAGUUAUUGGCUUUAAUUAAAAAAAUUAAAUUUACUCCACACCAUUCAUUAGGGUUAUAAGUAUUUGGUUCUACAUUAAUAGUUCUUUCAUGAUGAUUAUCCUGGGCAUAAAAAGGUACCCUCUUUUGAAUACUAACAGUGGUGACUUCCGGAAGAAUUCUAUUAAGUUUAAUUGGUUUUACUUUGCACAUGUAGCCACAUUAAUGUGAACUAUAGUUAAAUUUUUGCAUUAAUUUUGUUUACUGCACUUUUGUCUAGUUUAAGGGAACUAAAAGAGUGAACUGUUUGUUGUUUUUCAGUACAAUGUUUAAAAGGAAAAAUUCCUUGUUAAUGCGGUUGAAUCUUAAAAUGCAAAGCACUGAUUCCUAGUCAUAAGAAAAAUUUAGCAUUCAUUCAUCUCUCCUGCAUAGUGCCAUUUAAAGAUGUUACCUGAGAUCAUGAGGGAUCAAGUUAGACAUAAUUGUAGCAAAGCCUCUCUGAGUUAAUAGAACUCCUUUAUCUUGUAUAUGUUUACUUUUUUUCACAUGAUAAUACUUUAUUAGUAUUUUAAUCCAUUCAUUUUCCAGAAUCAGAUCUUGUUUCUUGCUGAAAUCAUGUAGCCAGUUUUUCUAUGUGAAACAUUUUCAGUGAAACUCAUGUCAUUAUGAUUUUUGUACAGAUUGUUAACUAAAUUUUAAAACUAGUUACAUCUUUGUUUUCGUGAGGAAGUCUAGUUAGCUAAAGGCACCUUUUGCUGCCAGAUCAUUCCAUUUCAGAGAACCAUGGCAUCUGAGUCCUAUAAAUGAUAGAAUUAAAACUUGUACAUUCCAAAAACAAUAAGCAGCUACAAAGUUAGAUUUUUAUAGUAAACUUCCUAGAGUAGUUGUGCCUUACUUUAAUACCACUAGGCACUUGGAGUCAAUAUUUUCCAUGCACUUGAUCUUCCUAGUGCCUUUCCCCCUCUUUAAUAAGCUUAAUAACUUAAGUGUAUUAGUAUGCCUUUUUCUUGCUAACUGUAUUUAAUUGAGAAGGGAUCAAAAGGUUCUUGUAAGCUUUGUGCCAAAUAUGCCAAAUAAAACUACACUUUAUAUUA
Molecule: messenger RNA, 3214 nt
Organism: Anolis carolinensis (green anole)
Lineage: Eukaryota; Metazoa; Chordata; Lepidosauria; Squamata; Anolidae
Gene: snx4
Product: sorting nexin 4
Exons: 14
Coding region: 75-1505 (476 amino acids)
Biological process (GO): positive regulation of autophagosome assembly; protein transport
Cellular component (GO): plasma membrane; early endosome membrane; SNARE complex
Molecular function (GO): phosphatidylinositol-3-phosphate binding
Source: RefSeq, a predicted model, not a curated record